Aspergillus chevalieri is the source of this 939-nucleotide messenger RNA. RefSeq lists its product as uncharacterized. The transcript has a single exon. NCBI's taxonomy places the organism in Eukaryota, Fungi, Ascomycota, Eurotiomycetes, Eurotiales, Aspergillaceae. The record is from RefSeq and is a predicted model, not a curated record. Bases 1 to 939 code for a protein of 312 amino acids.
AUGUCUUCAUCUUCGAUCCUCUCUUCGAAACCCUCUACCUCAUCCUCCAAAUCCACAAACUCCUCUCACCCCGCACUCUUCAACCUUAUCUACGGACGCUUCUACCGCGCCUCAUGUACCACAAAACCACCUGGCAAACCCCCCGAACCAUUGAGGCUAGCCGAUAUCGACCACGAGUCGACAACCAACGAAGCUCGAAUCAGAGUCCUUCAAACCCUCAUGGCGUGCCGCACCGUCAUCUCCACUCUCGAGGCGACCCGCCUCCGCAAAUCUCGCGUCGGCUUCGACAACUGGCUCUCCUUCUGGGAACGAGUGUACCAGCGAGAACUCGCCCGCAAGGUAGCAAGCCCCGUGGUACACGCUUACCGUCUGAUCGACGAGCUCUUCCGUGCCGUUGCACAGGAACUCAAGCGUGCCACGCAGCGGUGCGUGAACUACGUGAUGCAGGCGCAGUCCGCUAUGGAUAUCUCGCGGAGCAUUCGGCUUUUUGACCCGGUUGUCAGGUUGUGGUGUCGACGGAGAAGGAAAAGAGCCCGAGAUAUAUUGGACGAGAUGCGUGAGAGCAUUAAGGAUAUUCCGAUGCACGUUGAUGAUGAUUUCUAUACGGAUGUCAAGCGUGGUGUGUUUGCGUUGAAUGAGCGUUGCGAGUACCAUCCUGGUGAUCCGAUUGCUGAGGAGCGGGAACGGGUGUUUCGUUUGGAAGUGCCCCCGGACAAAGAGCUUCGCAAGCAGGCGCUAUCUCCGCAGUACUAUCGUGACUAUCAGGAAAGGUAUAUGCAAGUUUUUCAUCUUCACUACGAUGAACGGCGUCGGCAAGAACUGGUGGAACAGUUGGAACAGUAUCAUACUUGUACCGACAACGAGGGUUUGAUACAUUGUCCUACGGCAACGGAGCAGGGGAAUGGUGCAGGAUCGUCACAUGGACAUCCAGGAAUCUGA